Arabidopsis arenosa is the source of this 852-nucleotide messenger RNA. The record is from the annotation of a GenBank genome assembly. NCBI's taxonomy places the organism in Eukaryota, Viridiplantae, Streptophyta, Magnoliopsida, Brassicales, Brassicaceae.
UCAAACCCUGUACCACACUUGAUUCACCUACAUCUUUCUAAAAUAUCUGUUAUUUUUACAUUGGCUUUUCUUCUCUUCUUUUAGCUUACGAAAUGGCACGAAACCUAAAGAACAUGAUGCUUUGUGGGUUUGGUCUUGUGUGUUUUCUUAUGAUCGCUGACAGAGCCUAUGCUAGAGAGUUUACGGUCGGUGGUGCAACAGGUUGGACUGUCCCUUCUGGUGCUCAAGUGUACAGUCAAUGGGCAGAACAGAGCAGAUUCCAAAUCGGCGACUCUCUGUUGUUCGUCUACCAAUCAAACCAAGAUUCAGUGCUCCAAGUCACAAGAGACGCUUACGACAGCUGCAACACGGACUCACCAAUUGCUAAAUUCGCCGAUGGCAAAACUUCUGUCACGCUGAACCACUCUGGGCCAUACUAUUUCAUCAGUGGAAACAAAGACAACUGCAAGAAAAACGAGAAGCUUGUGGUCAUCGUCAUGGCUGAUAGAAGUGGCAACAAAAACACCACAUCAUCACCGCCGUCCCCUGCCCCAGCUCCCUCAGGAGAAUCCUCUCCUUCUCCGCCUGUUUCGGGAACCUUUGAGAUGACCCCAGCACCUACGCCUACUACGUCUCAAGAAACUCCAAACAACGCAGCUUCUUCUUCAUCCUUUGUCGCUGCUCUUCUUGGGGCUGCUCUAGCUUCCACUCUAUUCCUACACUAAGAAGUUUCUCUUUUGUCUUCCGAUUUCAAUCUGUAUUGAGUCUCUUCCCUUUCUCUCUUCAUCCAAGUUUGUGUCAAUUGGUGUUUGUUGUUUGAUUUUUUUUACCCCAUUUGUUUUUUAUGUAAACGAAUAAAAGUUCUACUUGUGU